GCUGCUAUUGUGGUAGCUAUUUACAUCCGUACAAACGUGAAUCGCCCGGGCUUCUCGCCUCCAGAGCGAAAAAUAAAUACGCGAGACAAGGCGUUUGGCCGGCCGUUCCUUGCGUGCUCGGUGUGUUAGCGAACCCGGCAGAACCACGACUGAAGCGUGAGAUGAAAUGACAACGUCAACUUUGCAGAAAGCUAUUGACCUUGUGACUAAAGCCACCGAAGAAGACAAGGCUAAGAACUAUGAAGAGGCACUGCGUCUCUACCAACAUGCUGUGGAGUAUUUCCUGCAUGCCAUCAAGUAUGAGGCACACAGUGACAAGGCAAAGGAAAGCAUUCGAGCGAAGUGUGUACAGUAUUUGGACCGGGCGGAGAAGCUCAAGGACUAUCUGAAGAAUAAGGACAAGCAGGGGAAGAAACCUGUGAAGGAAACGCAGAGCAAUGACAAAGGAAGUGACAGUGAUAGUGAAGGUGAAAACCCAGAGAGAAAGAAACUCCAGGAGCAGCUCAUGGGUGCCAUAGUGAUGGAGAAGCCCAAUGUCAGAUGGAGUGAUGUGGCUGGCCUUGAGGGUGCAAAGGAGGCCUUGAAAGAGGCAGUUAUUCUCCCCAUCAAAUUUCCACACCUCUUUACAGGAAAGCGUACCCCAUGGAGAGGGAUUCUGCUUUUUGGACCCCCCGGAACUGGGAAAUCAUACUUAGCUAAGGCGGUUGCCACAGAAGCCAACAAUUCAACCUUCUUCUCCAUCUCCUCUUCAGACCUAAUGUCCAAGUGGCUGGGGGAGAGUGAGAAACUGGUGAAGAAUCUUUUUGAACUGGCUCGUCAGCACAAGCCUUCAAUUAUCUUCAUUGACGAGGUGGACUCUCUGUGUGGCUCAAGGAACGAGAACGAGAGUGAGGCUGCCCGUCGAAUCAAGACCGAGUUUCUGGUGCAGAUGCAAGGUGUUGGCAACAACAACGAUGGGAUAUUGGUUCUCGGGGCCACCAACAUUCCCUGGGUCCUUGAUGCUGCUAUUCGCAGAAGGUUUGAGAAGCGCAUCUACAUUCCCCUGCCGGAUGAGCCGGCCCGGGCACAGAUGUUCCGGCUGCAUCUGGGCAAUACGCCGCACAACCUGACAGAGACUGACCUGCGGCAGCUCGCUCGAAAGACUGAUGGCUAUUCGGGGGCCGACAUCAGCAUCAUUGUACGGGAUGCCCUCAUGCAGCCUGUGAGGAAGGUGCAGUCAGCCACACACUUCAAAAAGGUUCGAGGACCAUCCAGGAAUAACAGUGCUGUGAUGGUGGAUGACCUCCUAACCCCCUGCUCCCCUGGUGACCCAGAUGCCAUAGAAAUGACCUGGAUGGAUGUGCCUAGUGACAAGUUGCUUGAGCCCAUUGUUUGUAUGUCGGAUAUGCUGCGCUCAUUGGCUACAACACGUCCCACUGUGAACACGGAGGACCUGCUGAAGGUGAGGAAGUUCACAGAGGACUUUGGACAAGAAGGCUGAGUAGGGGGGGAUUAAGAGGAACUUUCCUGCUUCUUUAAACCCCACCUCCAACUUCAACCCUUGCAUCUAUUUGUCAUGGUAACUACUUGCAACUUAUCCGGACUACAUGUUAUAGCAAAAUUUGCAGCACUAAUUUGGACUUCUUGUCAUAGUGAGUAUUGUGGUCCAUUUUGGACUAUCAAGACUGACUCAGUGCAGAUGUGCAGCCUUCUACUAAAUGGCCAUUUUCUGUGUCUAAAGAAGAGAAUAAAGGAUAUAUGAAGGACAGUUUCCCCACCUAUUAAGUAUUAUUUUAAAGAUUUGUUCUGAAUGAAAUGCAGAAGUGUGUAUUUUAGUGUGUGUUUGUGCAUGUGCGUUUUGCAGAUUUGUUUCGGUGUGUGUCCAUCAGAGCAAUUUUAGUCACACACCAGUCCCAGACUUGUAUGUACCUCCAUAGAUUAACUACUGAUUGUUACUAAUUGCUGUCCUUUUCAUUAUCCUUUACUCGUUACUGUUAGAAAUCCUGCACCUUUGUCACAAGCAGUAAUUCAGUAUUUUGUUUAUUUAUAUAUUUAUUAUUUUGGUCUUAUUUCAUAUCACCAAAAAGAUUGUUUGAACUCUAUUUAAACAGGACUCCGAAAUGUCUGUAGUUUGACUACUCUUGACUAUAUGCUACAGUUGCUGGAUAAACCCACAGCAACUGGACAAGUUUAUUUUUAAGUUUUUCUGAGUUCCCUGACUGACUUGUGACAAUGGAUGAGUAGUAGCAUAGGAACAAAUAAUCUGCCAAAAAAUUAAACUGCACCAUAGAACAAUUGCAUUAAAACUGACAGGUACAGGUUUGUUUCACCACUCUAUUUCUGUCAGGUUGGUAUCGUUGUACAUGGAAACUUAACAAUAGAUUCACUUGUAACGUCUGUUGCUCUGCAUUCAGCUGUCGUCGUUAAAUCCGGUUUGGAAUGAUUUCAAUAAACCUCAUACAUUUCAAAACAAUCCACAGAUAUGCAUUUAUGAUUUUUUUUGGAUGUUUUUUUUACUAUUUUUUUCUAUUAAUGAUUAUCUUCAAAGUAAAUGUCAGUGAAAUGCUUAAAACUACAGACUUAUGACAAGCUCCCAUACCUCUAGUUCUUAAAAUCAAUUGUUAUUCAUGUCUCAUCACUCUAAGCAGCCCAAAAUUUUUGACUGCAACGUAAGGCAUUGCAUUUUAAUGUCUUUGUAGUGUAACAAAAAACAAAUACACAAUCUAGCAUUUUCAGCAUUACAUUUUUUUUCUUUUGUCAUUGUCCAAAUCGCACUAGGAUAUUUUGAACAUUACACUGAAUUUUCAGUUUUUUAGCAGUUAUUACCCAUUUCAUUUUAAAUUUCACACAAAGGGAGUACAGUAAUAUAAUCCAAGUUUACGUACUACACCUAUAUGAAUAUAUGCUAGCUGUAGCUCAUUGGUUUCAAAAUGUUUCUAUAUGAAUUUUUUUAUCCCGAUAUUUAGGUGUUCUAAGUUCAUUCUUUUCUUCCAGCCAGCACAUUGCAGGCUCAGUUAGAUUUAAAUUAGACCAAAUUGGCCAUUAAACCACUUUCCACCCCCUCCCUUUAUGGACUGCUUGGUGGGGGUCUGGUAAUAUGUUCCAGUCCACUGACUUGCUGCAAGGUAAAUGUAACCUGCAAACUUGGAGGUGUUUACUUCUGCACAGGAUUUUAAGGUGCUUCUGUACAUUUAUAAAAACUUGGAUUUUCUACCUUAAGUUAUGUAACCAGUUCAACAUGGUUAAGUAACUGAAACACAUGAAAAUACUCACCUGUUUCAUGCAUAAGGAAAAAUAUCUGAAUUUCCUUCAUUUAUCCAGAUUCAGUGUUCAAUCAAUGCGGUGAAUGUUUAGCUACAUCUCCAAAACCUAUAAGAACUAUUAUACUUUUCUUUGUGCUAAUAGGAACUUCACAUUUACCAUCUCUGUCUUUUGUUAAGAAUAAAUGCAGAUGAUUUGUCACUUAGCAUGUUUUGAAAACCAAGAUCUGGUUGUAUACUGGCUGCUCGAGUUAAUAGUCAUCCAGUUAUGGAUUUUGUGAAAAUAUUUUUUUUUUAAAUCCAUUUUUCUUCAUUUAGCUGUUUCAAAAUUUUCAGUUUGAAAUGGAACUAAUGCAGCCUGCUUACCCGCAGAGAGUAAAUGCACUGAAAAUAAAAGUGAAAUGCACUGAAAGAGGACAGGAUAGUCGCAGCUUAAUUCUACUCUUUCACAGUGUUUACAGCUUUUGUCUGGGUUUUCCUGAGUCUUGGAUUGUAAUGUCCCCAAUAACAAUCAUAGUGCACCAUGGAGACCACAGUGAAAACAAUACAGAAAGUUGGUUAUGGCAAGAAGAUUAAACAUUGAACAUUCUUAUGGGAUGAACUGCUUAUUGUUUGACAUAACAUGUAUUUUCUGUAGCUGUUUUAAUGUAACUUAAAAAAAUUGAAAUCUUAGUU
This is a messenger RNA of Scleropages formosus (Asian bonytongue), 3914 nucleotides long. It is a transcript of the gene vps4a, whose product is annotated as vacuolar protein sorting 4 homolog A. The transcript is spliced from 11 exons. The record is from RefSeq and is a predicted model, not a curated record. Gene Ontology annotation, molecular function: ATP binding; ATP hydrolysis activity. Bases 167 to 1480 code for a protein of 437 amino acids. Gene Ontology annotation, biological process: vacuole organization; endosomal transport. Lineage: Eukaryota; Metazoa; Chordata; Actinopteri; Osteoglossiformes; Osteoglossidae.